GGCGUUGCUUUGAUGCCGAUCUAAUACAUAUAUGGUAUCAACGACCUAUCUUCGGGCGCCGUUCCUAGCCUCCAAACCCUGAUAUCGCGAUGCCAUCCUCAGAGAGCACUGCUCGCGAGGGCGAUAGUCUCCUCGGCCCCGAAGAUCCCGUAAGCGAUGAAGAUUCCGUCCAUCCUUCUUCCUCGUCGCUUCGAGGUCCUAGCAAAUGGGCAAUUCCCCUUCCCGGGAGUCGCUCGAGCCUCCUUCUCCUCCGGAUUGCCGCGGCCAUGUUCUCCUUCGUGGUCCUAGGCAUGAUGGUAUCCACGCUAGGAGUCAUGGUCCCGCAAUUCGAGAGCUACUACGGCCUGACCGACUUCCACGUUUCCUUUGUCUUCCUCGUCUGGCCCGUCGGGUACUUGGUCGCCGCGUACCUCAACGACGUCAUCCACGUACGGUUCGGCCAGCGGGGCAUUGCUGCCAUCGGGCCCUUAUUCCACCUGAUCUUCACCGUUGCCGCGGCAUUUCGUCCGCCGUUCCCGGUGUUGCUCGUCGCAUUGGCGAUUGGGUCGCUUGGCACAGGGAUCCUCGACGGCUCCUUUUGCGCCUGGGCCGGGGGCAUGGAGAACGCGAAUAUCGUCCAAGGCUUUCUGCACGGCUCAUACUCCGCAGGCGCGGCUCUUGGACCGUUUCUCGCCGGUACCAUGCUGUCAGUCGGAAGCAUGCCGUGGUACGCAUGGUACUACGUUCUUCUGGGUGCCUCCGUCCUCGAGGCUAUGAUAUUGCUCUUCGCCUUUCGGUUCGAGGACUCAAGCAAGUAUCAGAAUGACCAUCAACAAGCUCUACUGCCCCAGACGCGAGGCGAGACUGGCACAAACACCAAGACCGCUUUCUUCAAAUAUAAUGUCACAUGGAUUUGCGCUGCUUAUUUUCUAGCCUACAUCGGCACCGAGAACGGGAUCUCCGGCUGGAUUGUAGUUUUUAUGCAGCGAGUCAACCACGCAUCCGAUUACUUGGCCAGCCUCUCGUCUUCCGGUUUCUGGAUAGGCCAAGCGGCUGGGCGCCUCCUGCUUGGGGUCGUCACCGAUAGGGUCGGCGUAAGGGUCGCGACGAUAGCCUACCUAGUAGCUGCUCUUAUAUUCGAACUCCUCUUUGCUGCAGUUCACAUCCCCGCUAUCUCAGCCGUUAUGAUAGCGUUAUUAGGGUUCUGUAUUGGUCCAUUAUUCCCAGCCGGUGUCGUUAUGAUGACUCGCCAUCUACCACGAGAGUUACACGUGGGAGCCAUCUCGUUUGUAGUGUUAAUCGGCCAGGUUGGAGGCGCAUUACUGCCUUUCGCUCUCGGUGCACUGGCCGAUACUCUCGGGAUCCAGGUCUUUCAAAUAGUAGUCUUCGCCCAAUUGGCCGUAACACUUCUGAUAUGGUUCACAUUUCCAAAGCUAUCACAGAACACGUCACGCAGGGAAAGAUUAGAAUAAGAGGUACCUUAGGAAAAUAGCAAACUGCGUCAACCAUUAACUACCCA
This is a messenger RNA of Daldinia caldariorum, 1498 nucleotides long. RefSeq names its product MFS general substrate transporter. NCBI's taxonomy places the organism in Eukaryota, Fungi, Ascomycota, Sordariomycetes, Xylariales, Hypoxylaceae. Gene Ontology annotation, molecular function: transmembrane transporter activity. Gene Ontology annotation, biological process: transmembrane transport. The transcript has 2 exons. Gene Ontology annotation, cellular component: membrane. The coding region runs from base 90 to 1451 and encodes 453 amino acids. The record is from RefSeq and is a predicted model, not a curated record.